Hippopotamus amphibius kiboko is the source of this 2412-nucleotide messenger RNA. RefSeq names its product tRNA methyltransferase 9B (putative) (gene TRMT9B). Gene Ontology annotation, biological process: tRNA wobble uridine modification. The transcript has 6 exons. NCBI's taxonomy places the organism in Eukaryota, Metazoa, Chordata, Mammalia, Artiodactyla, Hippopotamidae. The record is from RefSeq and is a predicted model, not a curated record. Bases 212 to 1573 code for a protein of 453 amino acids. Gene Ontology annotation, cellular component: cytoplasm; nucleus. Gene Ontology annotation, molecular function: S-adenosylmethionine-dependent methyltransferase activity; tRNA binding.
GAAUAUCAAAACGGGAUGAGCCUGUAUUCCCGGCAAAGACUCAUACAGAGUAGUUCGUGUGAAGGACCUCGCUAUUUGAUUCCACUUCUACUACUCUGUGUUUACAUUACACACUGAGAAAAUUAUGAACAACUGUCACUCUCUGAGGGUGCAAACUGCCAUGAAUCACAAAGACAAGAAGUAGUCUUCUACAAUCACAAGAUGACUCAGGAUGGAUCAUGCAGCCGCCCAGCUGGAGAAGCAGCACGUGCAUGACGUGUAUGAGAGCACUGCGCCUUACUUCAGCGACCUGCAGAGCAAAGCCUGGCCUCGCGUCCGCCAGUUCCUCCAGGAGCAGAAGCCCGGCAGCCUCAUCGCUGACAUAGGCUGUGGGACUGGAAAGUAUCUUAAAGUGAACAGCCAGGUACAUAUCCUGGGCUGUGACUACUGUGGGCCAUUGGUAGAGAUUGCCCGGAGUAGAGGAUGUGAAGUCAUGGUAUGUGACAACCUUAACCUCCCCUUUAGGGAUCAGGGCUUCGAUGCCAUCAUCUCCAUAGGAGUCAUACAUCAUUUUUCUACGAAACAAAGAAGAAUCAGAGCAAUAAAAGAAAUGGCCAGGGUCUUGGUUCCUGGGGGCCAGCUGAUGAUUUAUGUCUGGGCCAUGGAACAAAAGCACCGGCACUUCGAGAAGCAAGAUGUGCUUGUUCCAUGGAACAAAGCUUUGUGCUCCCAGCCCCUCUCAGACUCCAGCCAGCCGGGGAGAAAGAAGCAGGGUGGGCAUCCAGAAAGGAGCCAUCCCUACCACCCUCCCUGCUCUGCGUGCCGCUGCCCUGUUUGUUUUAAGGGGCGCUGUGACUCGAGGCGGUCCCACAGCAUGGACUGUGAUUCUGCCCUGGCUGGCACCUGCUGCGCAAAUAGUUCCAAGGAAGGCGGGGAAGAAAAUGGAUUCUAUAAUACACUGGGGAGAUCUUUUCGUUCCUGGUUUUCCUCUAGAUCUUUAGAUGAAUCGACUCUGAGGAAGCAAAUAGAAAAAAUGAGGCCCUUGAAAAACACAGAGAGUUGGGCCAAUAGCACGAUAUCCACCCAGCCUUCAAGACACUCAAGUUUCGACUUAGAUCAUCCAGAGCUAUGUUCAACAGGAGAGCAAAAUUCAGACGAGGACGUGUUUGUGGAGACGUCGCAGAGACACCUGGAGUGGCUGAGAGCAGCUGCCACACGCAUACAUCUAAACGGAGACCAUCAAGGAGGCAUGAGGAGAAAUGGAGAUGGGCAUUUUCUGGGGAGCACUGAUACCAAAGAGAAUGGUGUGGAUGCAGGUAACUUAGAAGAGGGUACCGCUUCUGCUAGUAAGACAUGGAGGAGGAUUUCUGCAGCUGAUUCCCCAGAUUCCAACCCAGGUGACUGCAUUUCUGUCGAAGAACAACAGCCCGACGUUUUGGAUUCCGGAGCCUUUAUGCGAUAUUACCACGUGUUUCGAGAAGGCGAGCUCUACGGUCUGCUGAAGGAGAGCGUGUCCGAGCUCCACAUUCUGAGCUCUGGGAACGAUCAUGGCAACUGGUGUAUCAUUGCAGAGAAGAAGGAAAGUUGUGAUUGAUGAGAUCGUUUCAGACAACUCCUCCGAAAGAUUUUACUGAUCUCUCUGAAGUAUGUACUUUGAAAACUUAGACUCCGUUAUUAACACGGGGUCAAGGAGUGUCUCUCCUGUUCCUUCUCCUUUACUUGCUGGCAUCACUGCAGCGUCCCACUAUCUGAAGUGGCGGGGAGCAUGUUGGAAGGUCCUUAAAAACCUCUGCUGUCUGACUGAUGCCUCACUGGCCUACCUGAGGAAUUCCAUAUGAACAGGCAAAUGAUUUGGAGGAAAGUGCAUUAACAUGGACCACGGAUGCAAAAUAACAUUAGAGGGAGAACCAGGCAAGUGGCCCAUUUAAAUUAUUAUGUUUAAAAUUGUCACUAAAGUGAUUAAAUGACACCAGCAUGUCACAGUAACUAACACACCAUCUAACACACAUCGUGGAUUAUCAACUUGGGUUUGAUAAUCUCUCUUCUCACCACAUGGCCCUAUACACAGGUCGGUGUGUGACUCCUGUUUCUAGUUUGCCUUUCUGUGUCCUUCUAAAUUCUAGAUGUCAGGACUUCCUCUGUUGCGUAAUUUUUUUUGGCAGCACCAUGUGGCUUGCAGGACCUUAGUUUCCUCACCAGGGAUAGAAUCCGGGCCCAUGGCAGUGAAAGCACUGACUGCUAACCACUGGACCACCAGGGAAUUCCCCUCUGGGUUUUAACUGAUCAUCAGUUGAAAUGGACAAAAACUGGCAGUAACCCAGAGAGAAAAUAAUCUAAAUAUAAAUCAGCUAAGAAUGUUAAUGAACUUGUAUAUUCAUGGCCACAAAAAGAGUAAGCCCUGGUGGAUGUUUUAAAUAAAAGUAAAUGGGUUUG